AUGGUAGAUGAUAAUAUUGUUGAAGCUUCUAUUCGCCUUGAAGUACUUUCACAUGAUGAUGAUGAUGAUAACCAACAUAGUCCUGCUCGUAGUCAAAGUCAGGAUAUCCUUUUAAACAGAGUUCAAACGCCUCCAAUAACACGAUCACGAUCACGAUCACCAUACACUGUUUCAAGCCCAGGUUUAAAUCGAAACAUAAUGACGACACCAAGUUCUGCUCAACUUAUUGAUGAAAAUCGAUAUUUAAAUGAUGAACUGAAUCGAGUCGAAACAAUACUUAAUUUAACUCGAGCUGAAAAAGAUGAAUUAAGUAUACGGUAUAAUGCUUUAUCUGAUCGGCUUGAGCAAUCCUUACGUGCACAAGGUAUUGAUAUAUCAUCAGAUUUCAAUAAUGGUGAACCUGAACAACGUAUUCUUGUUCAACAAAACAUUGAUUUACGACGAAAAAUUGAAGAAGAACAUCAAAAUUACAAACGUAAAUUAUCGAACUAUCAAGAAGGACAAUUAAAACAAGCACAACUUGUACAAAAACUUCAACAAAAAGUUUUACAAUAUAAAAAUCGAUGUACAGAACUUGAAUUAUUAAUUGAACAGCAUAAAAUGGAUAUGGAACGUAUUCGACUUACUUCAGCUAGUAAUGCUCCAUCUUCAUUGAUUUAUGAAUCACGUAUAACAGAAAAUACUGAUGACGAAAAUAUAGCAACAAUUACACUCGAAGAAGAAAAACAUAAAUCAGCUAAUCUUGCACAAUUAAAUACAAUAUUACGAGAACAACUUGAUCAAGCUCAUUUAACUAAUCAACAAUUAAACGAAGAUUUACGUCGUACAACAUCUGAACUUCAAAAAUUACGUGAAGAUUUUACACAAAAAACACGCGAUUGGAAACAAGAAGAACGAGUUUUUAAUCAAUUUUAUAAUAAAGAACAGAAUCUUAUGUAUGAAUUAUGGCGUGAUAUUGUUUCAUUUCGUAAACAAUUUAUUGAACUCAAAGGCACAACUGAACGUGAUUUAACGCGUGUUCGAAAUGAUCUUGCACAAACAGGACGAUCCUUAACAAGUGCUUGUUUUGGAUUUUUAACUGUAGCAAAAACAGCUGAAACUCAAGGACAAGCUGCAUCGGAACGUGAACGUCAUGAUCGUACAAAUUUAGAAAGUCAAAUUCGAGAGAAAACACGAGAAAUUUCAGAUCUACAACAAAGAUUACAAGAAAUAUCAUUGUUAAAUGAAAAAUUACGUUUUCAAUUGGCUGAAAAAGAUGGCACUAUUACGACUUUAACACGUGCUAAUCAAAUUCAACAUCAAGCAACAGUUAGUUUCAUUUUUUCUAUGAUACUCUUAAGAAAUGAUCGAGGAAACUUUCAAAGUUUUAUCAAUCUUAUAUAG
Molecule: messenger RNA, 1383 nt
Organism: Rotaria sp. Silwood1
Lineage: Eukaryota; Metazoa; Rotifera; Eurotatoria; Philodinida; Philodinidae
Source: the annotation of a GenBank genome assembly